GUCAUAGUUGUGAGAGGUCAAUGUGUCCUUCCACACGUGUUUUCUUCUGUAAUCUUGGAGGAGCAGCAGUAACGGGGAGCUAGCCGGUCACACUAACUUAUUCUGUCCGUACACGUCUUAAUAUUUCUACACAGUCAUGCUCAAGUCCGUUGUCCGUGCGGUGGGAGCCGCUGUUCGCGUUUCUUCAGCCACCACGUCCACAGCCCGAGCUCUGCCGCUCAGCUGCCCGACACUGCGCUCUCCUAGUUCGGCAACAACCCGGCCCUUCACCCGGUCCCUCUGGAUGCUGAAUAACAACGGAGCCUCGUCAGGAUACAGGCCAAAACUGUUUAGUUCGAAAGUGUUGAACCCCUCGGUAUCGUGUGGAUGUGGAGGACUUCACACGGAAGGUGACAAAGCAUUUGGUGAAUUCCUGUCUGAUGAAAUCAAAGAGGAGAGGAAGAUCCAGAAAAAUAAAAGCCUUCCCAAGAUGUCUGGAGGAUGGGAACUGGAGAUGAACGGCACAGAGGCAAAACUCACAAGAAGUGUUGCUGGAGAGAAAGUCACUGUCACAUUCAAUGUCAACAACAGCAUUCCUCCUAACUUUGAGGAAGAGGCAGAACAAGGACAGCAGAAGUCAGCAGAAGAAGAGCCAGAAAUUGUGUCAUCACCGAACUUUGUUGUUGAAGUGACAAAACAGGCUUCAAAACAUUCCCUGGUGUUUGACUGCCAUUUUCCUGAAGACGAGAUGAGCCACGGUGAAGGAGAAGAGGAGAGCGACAUCUUUGCCAUUCGUGAGGUCAGUUUCCAGCCUGAGGGAGACUCAGAUUGGAAGGAGACCAGCUAUACACUCAACACAGACUCUCUGGACUGGGCCCUGUAUGACCACCUGAUGGACUUCCUGGCCGACCGGGGGGUGGACAACACCUUUGCCGAUGAAAUGAUGGAGCUGAGCACGGCCAUCGAGCAUCAAGAGUAUAUUAAGUUCCUGGAAGACCUCGUAGGCUUUGUCAAAUGUAACUAAUGUUAGCUAUAAGCUCAAUUUCACUUUUGUUCAACACACAUCUCAACAACAAAGUUGGAGGUAUGACGAGACCAUGAUCAGACUAAAGGCGGCACUGAUUUAUUGAAUGAUUGAUAGCUUUGGCACUCUAAAGCAACUGAUGAAUACUGCCAUUGGUGUCUGUCAGCCAUGUUGCCAGCGGUUGUCACAUUAAUACAACGUGAAAUGUUGCAAAUGUGUUCCCUUUGUUUAAAAUGUGACUAUAUUUUUCUGUAAGUUAAAGGAGGUAGUUUAAAUGAAAUAUAAUGAAGGCCAUGAACAAUGCAGGUCAGACAAUGUGCAGAAACCAUCAUUAUAAGAUAUAUAUUUAAAUUUUUAGUCUCAACUGCAGUGGUUUAAUGUGGUCCAAUUAGUAUCUGUGAAUGUUCAACUGUCCUAAAGCCAAUAAAGGGACAAUGUGUCAAGAUGUAAAGGCAAAACAUAAAGCUCCUUAAGUUAAGUUAUUGCUUCUGGUUUUAUAACUUGACAAUCCUGCUUAGCUUUUGAUAAGGGAGUUCAUGUUCACUAAUACUAAUGUGACUGACAGACUAUAAUGUGUGUAGUCUAAAUUUGAAUGGCACACAUCAGCAUGUCUUCAGUGAAUAGAAGAUCAGUGUCCAAUAAAACAGUUUAAUAUUAA
Molecule: messenger RNA, 1661 nt
Organism: Morone saxatilis (striped sea-bass)
Lineage: Eukaryota; Metazoa; Chordata; Actinopteri; Moronidae
Gene: c1qbp
Product: complement component 1, q subcomponent binding protein
Exons: 6
Coding region: 137-1003 (288 amino acids)
Biological process (GO): cytosolic ribosome assembly
Cellular component (GO): mitochondrial matrix
Source: RefSeq, a predicted model, not a curated record